AUGACCAGGGUCAAGUUCUGCGACUUCAGCCGGACAGAAAACGGCUGCGAAAAUAAAAACUCUACAAAAAAGCAGAAAACCAAUUGCGGCCGCCAUAAUAAUAAUCAUAACAAUAAUCAUAAUAAUAACAAUAAUCAUAAUAAUCAUAAUCAUAAUCAUAAUAAUAAUAUUAAUUUCCUACUUGGGGAAUAUGAUUUUGAAGAGAGAUCUGAAAAUCUCAUUUUGGGUUCGCCUCUGUAUGUUCUCGACAAGGACCUGAAAACACCGAAGUGCCUGUAUGGUCUUUUUGGAGUCUAUAGGGAACACGAAUCGGGUUGCGGGCAGAACAAAAUCGCCGGCGGUUUGUAUGAGAUCAAAAAAUGGGUUGAAAAUAAAAUUCUGGUACCACAUGAUUCGACGGACUUGUGCUUGAUAACCCCUGCUACUGCUUCAACGACGCCAUUGCAAACGACUGCAAAUGAAACAAUUUCAGAUCACACAAGGAGUCAGGCUAGCUCGUUGGAGACAAACCACAGCUCAUAUUCACAUAUCACGCAUACGCCAAAAACGACAAUAAUGAAUGACAUUUUCUCCGAUUCUACAAAAGAUCAGGCUAGCUCAACCACAGAAAAAGACAGCUCUGUUUCAGAUGUCACAUUUACAACAGAAACGACAACAAGUGAAACUUCUACAAAUACACCAGCCAGUCAGACUAGCUUAACGACAGAAAAUGACAGCUCAGAUUCAGAUGUCACAUAUACGACAGAGAAGGCAACACCAAAUGAAUUUCUUUCAAAUACAACAACCAGUCAGACUAGCUUAACGACAGAAAAUGACAGCUCAGCUUCGGAUGUCGCAAAUACUUCAGAGACGGUAAUAACGAAAGAAAAUGCUUCAUUGACAACAACAGAGACGUCAGAGACGACAACAACGAAAGAAAAUGUUUCAUUUACAACGACAAAUCAGACAAGCUCAACGCCAGAAAAUGACUAUUCAAGUUCAGAUGGGACGUAUACAUCAGAGACGACAACAUCAAAUGAAGUUCCUUCAAAUACAACAAUUAGUCAGACUAGCUUGACGACAGAAAAUGACAGCUCAGCUUCGGAUGUCGCGAAUACUUCAGAGACGACAACAUCAAAUGAAGUUCCUUCAAAUACAACAACCAGUCAGACUAGCUUAACGACAGAAAAUGACAGCUCAGCUUCGGAUGUCGCGAAUACUUCAGAGACGUUAAUAACGAAAGAAAAUGCUUCAUUGACAACAACAGAGACGUCAGAGACGACAACAACGAAAGAAAAUGUUUCAUUUACAACGACAAAUCAGACAAGCUCAACGCCAGAUAGAGACUAUUCUAAUUCAGAUGUGACGUAUACAUCAAAGACGACAACAUCAAAUGAAUUUCCUUCAAAUACAACAAUUAGUCAGACUAGCUUGACGACAGAAAAUGACAGCUCACUUUCGGAUGUCGCGAAUACUUCAGAGACGGUAAUAACGAAAGAAAAUGCUUCAUUGACAACAACAGAGACAUCAGAGACGACAACAACGAAAGAAAAUGUUUCAUUUACAACGACAAAUCAGACAAGCUCAACGCCAGAAAAUGACUAUUCAAGUUCAGAUGAGACGUAUACAUCAGAGACGACAACAUCAAAUGAAGUUCCUUCAAAUACAACAAUUAGUCAGACUAGCUUGACGACAGAAAAUGACAGCUCAGCUUCGGAUGUCGCGAAUACUUCAGAGACGACAACGACGAGAAAAAUUUCUUCCAAAACAACAGCUAUUCAGACUAGCUUAACAACGACAGAAAAUGACAGCUCAGGAGUCACAAAUACGUCAGAGACGAUAACAACGAAAGAAAAUACUUCAUUUACAACAACAAGUCAGACAAGCUCAGCGCCAGAAAAUGACUAUUCCAAUUCCGAUGUGACGUAUACCUCAGAGACGACAAUAUCAAUUGAAGUUCCUUCAAAUACAACAAUUAGUCAGACUAGCUUGACAACAGAAAAUGACAGCUCAGCUUCGGAUGUCGCGAAUACUUCAGAAACGACAGAAAUUUCUUCAAAUACAUUAAGUAUUCAGACUAGCUUAACGACAGAAAAUGACAGCUCGGGAGUCACAAAUACGCCAGAGACGACAACAACGAAAGAAAAUACUUCAUUUACGACGACAAUUCAGACAAGUUCAACGCCAGAAAAUGACUAUUCAAAUUCAGAUGGGACGUAUACAUCAGAGACGUCAACAUCAAAUGAAGUUCCUUUAAAUAGAUCAAGUAGUCAAACUAGCUUGACGACAGAAAGUGACAGCUCAGCUUCGGGUGUCACGAUUACUUCAGAGAUGAUGACAACAAAAGAAACUGCUUCAAACACAACAAGAAGUCAAGCUAGCUCAACGACAGAAAAUGACAACUCAAACUCAAAUGUGACGUAUACGUCAGAGACGACAGCAUCAAUUGAAACUCUUUCAAAUACAACAACUAGUCAGACUAGCUUAACGACAGAAAAUGACAGCUCAGCUUCGGUUGUCACAAAUACGUCACAAACAACAAAACCGAAAGAAACUGCUUCAAGCACAACAACAACUCAAGCUAGCUCAACGACAGAAAAUGAUCAUUCAAACUCAGUUUGGACUUAUACGUCAGAGACGACAAAAUCAAAUGAAAUUCCUUCAAAUACAACAAUAACUAGUCAGUCUAUCUUAACGACAGAGCUUGACAGCUCACAUUCAGCUGUCACGUAUACGUCAAAGAGGACAACAACGAAAGAAACUCCUGAAAAUAAUACAACAACAAGGCAAGCUAGGUCAACGUCAGAAACUGAGAGCUCAGAUUCAAAUGUCUUUUUUACCCCAAACGCAACAACAACUCAUGAAACUGUCUCCUCUAACACAAACAGUCAAGCUAAUACUUUGACAGAUCAUGACACCUUAGAUUUAAACGUCACUCAUACAUCAAAAAGUCCAAAAACGGAUGAAAAUGCUUUCAAUAUCACAACAAAAUCGAUUCCAGAUAUUCAAACCACUGAGUCGAACAAAGUAUUCACAACAGAGUUGACAGCAACUGGUGGGAAUAUUACCGAGUUUACGACUAAGGCGGCAAUGACAAAUUAUAAAACAAACUCAACUGAGACUAAAUCACAGUUAGAGUCGACUUCCUCCGCCGCGGGAAAACUGGAAACGACGGCAGACGAGUUUGUUUUGUCCACGAUUACAUCAAACACGACUGAAGAUGUGCCGGAGUGGUCACCUACUAUGCCUGCCGACGAAUCUUCAGGAACAACGUCCCCCGGGUAG
Molecule: messenger RNA, 3264 nt
Organism: Symsagittifera roscoffensis
Lineage: Eukaryota; Metazoa; Xenacoelomorpha; Acoela; Convolutidae
Product: serine-rich adhesin for platelets-like
Exons: 5
Coding region: 1-3264 (1087 amino acids)
Source: RefSeq, a predicted model, not a curated record